Drosophila rhopaloa is the source of this 12822-nucleotide messenger RNA. RefSeq names its product protocadherin-like wing polarity protein stan (gene stan). Gene Ontology annotation, biological process: cell surface receptor signaling pathway; G protein-coupled receptor signaling pathway; homophilic cell-cell adhesion. NCBI's taxonomy places the organism in Eukaryota, Metazoa, Arthropoda, Insecta, Diptera, Drosophilidae. The transcript is spliced from 7 exons. Bases 777 to 11510 code for a protein of 3577 amino acids. The record is from RefSeq and is a predicted model, not a curated record. Gene Ontology annotation, cellular component: plasma membrane. Gene Ontology annotation, molecular function: calcium ion binding; G protein-coupled receptor activity.
ACCGAUUGGACGCGUUUGAGCGCUGGCCAACUAGAAGGCAUUGUUUUCCGCUCGGGGCUACGCGUGCGCGUCUCCGCAAAGUCACAAUCAAAGACAAAUGCAAAGCCAGCAAAGCAAAAGGCAAACGCAAACACAAAGUAACAACCUCGACGGUCGAAAUUACCGGUUUUUCGCCAGCACUCCGCUCUCUGUGAAUUUUUGCGCGCGGUCUUUCCUUCGCCUGCUCUUUUCCGAAAAGUGCGUUGGCUUUUCCCAGCAAAACACCACCCUCCCUUUCGCCACCCACCGUGAAAACAGAGAGCUUAGCUACCGGUCGGGGUUAUAGUCUGUUUACUAUAUCACACGGAAUUCCCCGAAUCCAAAUAGUUUAAUCACAGUGCAAAAGUGAGGCCGGCAAACUGGCCAGUGCUAAUUAUAAUAUAUUGUGUUAAUAAUACAAACACAAGGUGCAAGAGGAAAACACACGGAUGCGCGAUUUUAAAUGCCAUAUAUGAUAAAUAUUUAACAAUGCAGCCGUGCAGCUAAAGCGGAUUAUUGGCCACCGACGCGUGGAAUUCAGAAGCAGAGCAAACAAAGGCCUGCCUGGCAUCGCAUCAACUUGAGGAAAUACAGAUGGCCACGCCCGCAGCGCCGCCCACCGAUGAUAAUUGAAUAGGAGCAUUAAUUGCACUGUGGUUUGUUGGGUCUCGCACCACACCCACAUCAACACACACUCGCCACACACACGGGCAGGAACCGAACACACACCGACCGCAAUCAGGCCACGUGGUUGAGUCAUGCAGCCGAGGGAGAUCCCCCGGUGGCCCCACGGCCUGCUCCUUUUGGUCCUUGUGGUCCUCCUGCAAUCAUCGCUCGUCAAGAGCUACCUGAUUAUCGUGCACGAGGACACGCCUCCCGGCACUGUAAUCUUCAACGCCUCCGUCUACAAACUUGGCUCCGAGCGCCAUUACAAGAUCAAUGCCCACAAGUCGGCCAACUUUGUGCACCACUUGGUCUCAGUUAGCCACAAGGAUGGCCAGAUUCAGCUGAGGAAGGCCCUCAAAUGCGAUGGCAUCUACUACCCGAAUCUGUUCACCUUCUACGUGGACUCCACCUCGAACCGACUGCGCAGCAUAGAUUACUAUAGCCUGCCGGUGCGAAUUUUCGUCUCAGGUCACAGUUGCAACGAGGAUAGGAGAAUAGAGCAGGAGCUGCACCACCACCACUACGAGGAGGAGGACAAUACGGGCUACUCCAAGCGCAGGCGAAGGCGAUCCACCCAGGAGAUAGUCCAGCUGAAUGGCAACCAGCUGGAGGAGGUAUUCCGCCACAACAGCACGGAGUUUCGAGCCGGCGAUCUCAUCUUCGGCGACAGCUUCGACAACGAGAUGAGGCACAGGAUACUGAGUCGGAAGCGAAGAGCUGUGGGAACGGCGGAUCCGCUGCAUCUGCAACCCGCACUGCACCGCCGGAUUUCCGAUGCCAAGCAGUGGAUCUCGGAAACGUACGCCUCGUAUGCAAUCCACACCACGGACAAGUGGAACCAGAUCUGUCUGAGACGAUCGCAGUUCAUCAACAGCCUGAAUGCCUUUCUGCCGCGAUCCGUUUGCCAGCAUUGCAAGGUUAGCUUCCUGGACGUGAACGAUGAGCGAUUCGCCAUCGAGCACCAGAGCAGGGAUCUGGUGGCCAGCAGGGAUGUCUGCAUCGCGGAGUCCAUGUGGAAAGUGAGCAUAACCUUCAACAUCCGGUGCGAUCGACGUGACAUUGUGGAUUCAGACCAUCGUCUGAAGAUCGUGUACCACCACCAGGAGUUCAACGAUACGGAUAUCGCUCGAAGGGUGCGGAGGGAGUUGCGCAAUCAGUCACCCUACUUCGAACAGGCUCUCUAUGUGGCCUCGGUGCUCGAAGAGCAACCGGCAGGAUCUGCAGUGACCACUGUGCGGGCCCGAGAUCCCGAAGAUUCACCAGUAGUCUACUCCAUGGUCUCUCUGCUGGACUCCCGCUCUCAGUCCCUGUUUAAGGUGGACUCGCGGACUGGUGUGGUUACCACCUCGGCCAGCUUGGAUCGGGAGCUCAUGGACGUGCACUACUUCCGGGUGGUGGCCACCGACGACAGCUUUCCACCGCGGUCCGGUACCACAACGUUGCAGGUGAACGUGCUGGACUGUAAUGACCACAGUCCCACCUUUGAGGCGGAGCAGUUCGAGGCGAGUAUCCGCGAAGGAGCCACCGUGGGAUCUACGGUUAUCACGCUACGUGCAACCGAUCAGGAUAUUGGAAAGAAUGCGGAAAUCGAAUACGGAAUCGAGGCAGUGACUGAUGGCGCAGGAUUGGCCCAGGAUCAAGAGAUGCCCAUUUUCCGGAUCGACUCUCGCUCGGGCGUAAUCUCUACGAGGAGCAGUCUGGACCGGGAGACAUCGGACAGCUACCACCUGCUGGUGACCGCUGCCGAUAUGGCAUCAGCGCAGAGCGAACGACGGACAGCCACUGCCAGUGUCCAAGUGAAAGUCCUCGAUGACAACGACAACUACCCACAGUUUAGUGAACGUACCUACACGGUCCAAGUGCCGGAGGAUCAGUGGGGCGGCACUGAAGAUAAUACGGUGGCCCACAUUCGGGCCACGGAUGCGGAUCAAGGCAACAAUGCAGCCAUUCGAUACGCAAUUAUUGGUGGAAAUACGCAGUCACAGUUCUCCAUCGACUCUAUGUCCGGUGAUGUGAGUCUUGUGAAGCCGCUGGAUUACGAGAGUGUACGCAGUUAUAGGCUAGUGAUUCGUGCCCAAGAUGGAGGAAGUCCCUCAAGGAGCAAUACCACCCAGCUCCUGGUAAACGUAAUCGAUGCAAAUGACAAUGCCCCGAGGUUCUACACCUCGCAGUUUCAGGAAAGCGUCCUGGAGAAUGUCCCAGUGGGUUACAAUAUCAUAAGGGUGCAGGCCUACGACUCCGAUGAAGGUGCGAAUGCAGAGAUCACAUAUAGUAUUUCCGAGAGAGAUGACAACUUUCCGCUAGCCGUGGAUCCUCGAACCGGUUGGGUUCAGACCAUCAAGCCGUUGGAUCGCGAGGAGCAGGGUCGCUUUGCCUUCCAGGUGGUGGCCAAGGAUGGAGGUGUACCCCCCAAGUCGGCCAGCUCAUCGGUGGUGAUAACCGUGCAGGAUGUGAACGACAACGAUCCCGCCUUCAACCCCAAGUACUACGAGGCUAACGUGGGCGAAGAUCAACCGCCAGGCACGCCGGUUACCACAGUCACAGCCACCGAUCCGGAUGAGGACUCACGCUUGCAUUACGAGAUCACCACAGGCAAUACAAGAGGUCGCUUUGCGAUCACAUCGCAGAAUGGGCGUGGUCUGAUUACCAUAGCCCAAUCGCUUGACUACAAACAGGAAAAACGCUUCCUGCUUACCGUAGCGGCCACCGAUUCCGGAGGUCGUUCUGAUACUGCCACCGUGCACAUAAACAUUACGGAUGCCAAUAACUAUGCUCCCAUAUUCGAGAAUGCUCCUUAUAGCGCUUCGGUGUUCGAGGACGCACCAGUGGGCACCACUGUGCUGGUGGUAUCCGCCACCGAUAGCGACGUUGGAGUGAAUGCACAGAUCACUUACUCCCUGAAUGAGGAGAGCAUCAACGGCUUGGGAAGUCCGGAUCCAUUUUCGAUCAACCCGCAGACGGGUGCCAUUGUAACUAAUGCUCCGCUGGAUCGAGAGACUUCCAGUGGAUAUCUACUUACCGUGACUGCAAAGGAUGGUGGUAACCCAUCGCUGAGUGACACCACCGACGUGGAGAUCGGUGUGACCGAUGUCAAUGACAAUGCUCCUGCUUUUAAAAGCCCGCUUUACCAGGCUUCCAUUUUGGAGGACGCUCUCGUGGGCACUUCAGUCAUCCAGGUGGCAGCCAGCGAUCCGGACGUAGGGCUCAAUGGACGUAUCAAAUACCUGCUAGGUGACCGCGACGUAGAGGACGGUUCCUUUGUGAUCGAUCCCACUUCGGGUACUAUUCGCACCAAUAAGGGAUUGGACAGGGAGAGUGUGGCUGUCUUUCAUCUGACCGCUAUUGCCGUGGACAAGGGAUCACCACCGCUUUCCAGUACCGUAGAGGUGCAAAUUCGAUUGGAGGAUGUCAACGAUUCACCACCAACUUUUGCCUCGGACAAGAUCACACUAUAUGUGCCGGAGAAUUCGCCAGUGGGAUCUGUCGUGGGUGAGAUUCACGCCCACGAUCCCGACGAGGGCGUUAAUGCAGUGGUACACUAUUCGAUCAUCGGCGGCGACGACUCCAAUGCCUUCUCCUUAGUAACUCGACCUGGUUCUGAACGAGCCCAACUGCUCACCAUGACGGAACUGGACUAUGAAUCCUCGCGAAAGCGUUUUGAAUUGGUGGUUCGAGCAGCAAGUCCUCCGUUGCGUAACGAUGCCCACAUUGAGAUCCUAGUCACGGAUGUUAAUGAUAAUGCUCCGGUGUUACGGGACUUCCAGGUGAUCUUCAACAACUUCCGCGAUCAUUUCCCCAGCGGUGAAAUCGGCAGAAUUCCAGCCUUCGAUGCGGAUGUGAGCGACAAGCUACACUACAGGAUACUAUCGGGCAACAAUGCCAACUUGUUACGUCUAAACAGCAGCUCAGGAGGAUUGGUACUAAGUCCCCAGCUAAACACCAAUGUGCCCAAGUUUGCCACUAUGGAGGUGUCCGUAUCGGAUGGAAUCAACGAGGCCAAGGCGAUUAUGCAGCUAUCAGUACGUCUUAUCACCGAGGAUAUGCUCUUCAAUUCGGUAACAGUCCGUUUAAAUGAGAUGACAGAGGAGGCUUUUCUUUCACCAUUGCUUAAUUUUUUCCUUGACGGACUGGCUGCGAUUAUUCCCUGUCCCAAGGAGCAUAUAUUUGUGUUUAGCAUCCAGGACGACACGGACGUGAGCUCACGCAUUUUGAACGUUAGCUUCUCAGCUCGCCGACCGGAUGUGUCCCACGAGGAGUUCUACACUCCGCAGUAUCUUCAAGAGCGAGUUUACCUGAACAGGGCCAUCCUAGCUCGCUUGGCCACCGUGGAGGUGCUUCCCUUCGACGAUAAUCUCUGCGUGCGGGAACCAUGUCUGAAUUUCGAGGAGUGCCUAACUGUCCUUAAGUUCGGCAAUGCCUCCGAGUUCAUCCAUAGUGACACGGUUCUCUUCCGGCCCAUCUAUCCAGUUAAUACGUUCGCCUGCUCCUGUCCGGAAGGCUUUACGGGCAGCAAAGAGCACUACCUUUGCGAUACGGAGGUGGAUCUCUGCUACUCGGAUCCCUGCCAAAAUGGAGGAACCUGUGUGAGGCGAGAAGGCGGCUACACCUGCGUAUGUCCAUCCUCGCACACGGGUCUGAAUUGUGAGACUGGAGUGGGUCAGCUGCGUCCUUGUCCAUCCGAAACAUGUGAGGGAGGGUUGUCUUGCCUGAGUAAUUAUCCUAGCUCCCAACCACCUCCUUAUACAGCUACUUGUGAGUUGAGAGCCCGUGCCUUUGGGCGCAACUCCUUCCUCACCUUCGAAAGUCUCAAGCAAAGGCAUCGCUUUAACCUCAAACUCCGCUUUGCCACAGUGCAGGAAAAUGGACUGCUUCUUUACAACGGAAGAUACAACGAGCUGCACGACUUCAUUGCUCUGGAGAUUCAUGAAGGUCACGUGAGCUUCUCAUACUCUUUGGGCGACCACAGCGAAAGGGUUUCGGUGAUGCAGGAAACAAAGGUUUCUGACGGAAAAUGGCACCAGGUUGAGGUGGUCUAUCUGAACCGCAGUGUCACCUUAGUGCUGGAUGAUUGCGACACAGCCAUUGCUCUCUCGGGACAACUGGGAGACAGAUGGAGCUGCGCUAAUCGCACUACUUUGAAAUUGGACAAGCGCUGCUCUCUGCUUACGGAGACCUGCCAUCGCUUCCUGGAUCUUACGGGACCCUUGCAAGUGGGCGGACUUCCUCGCAUCCCAGCCCAUUUCCCGGUGGCCAACCGCGAUUUUGUGGGCUGCAUCUCGGACUUACGCAUCGAUGAUCGAUUUAUUGAUCUGAACUCAUACGUGGCUGAUAAUGGAACUCUAGCGGGUUGUCCGCAGAAAGCUCCCCUCUGUCAAUCCGGGCCUUGUUUCAAUGGUGGCACCUGUCGCGAGGGCUGGGGAACAUAUUCCUGCGAAUGUCCCGAAGGAUAUGCGGGUAACAGCUGUCAGGACAAUAUACCAGCUCCAUGGCGCUUCUCAGGAGACGGGAGCCUCAGCUUUAACCCUCUUCUCCGGCCCAUCCAACUGCCGUGGACCACUUCCUUCUCGCUGCGCACACGGCAGAAAGAGGCUUUCCUCCUGCAAAUUCAAAUAGGUCAGAACAGUUCGGCGGCAGUUUGCCUAAGACAAGGAGUGCUCUACUACAUCUUCGAUGGGGAACCCAUGUUCCUGGCUGGAGCUUUCCUGUCCGAUGGCGAGUGGCACAGAGUGGAGAUUCGCUGGCAACAGGGCUCUGAGAUCCACUUCUCCGUGGACUAUGGGCAACGUUCUGGGUCGGUUCCCAUGUCACAGAAGGUUCAGGGGCUCUAUGUGGGCAAGAUUGUGAUGGGCAGUCCAGACGGCAGCAUUGGAUCAGUUCCCGAAGCUUCUCCCUUUGAGGGGUGUAUUCAGGAUGUGCGUAUUGGAGCAGGACAAUCGGUUCUUUCACGUCCAACAAUCAGGGAGAAUGUUGAAGAUGGCUGCGAGUCACGGGCACAGUGCCCGGAUCAUUGUCCUAACCACUCGUCUUGCCAGAGUACCUGGGAUCUGUCCACCUGUGAGUGUGACUCAGGAUUCGUGGGUGCGGAUUGUACCCCCAUCUGCACGGUGAGACCCUGUGCCUCUGGAGUUUGCAGAGCAAACACAAGUUUGUCCCGUGGUUAUGGAUGCGAAUGCAACAGCAGCUCCCGACAUGGCGAUUAUUGUGAAAGGGAACUUCAGCAACCAUGUCCCGGCGGCUGGUGGGGCGAACGGGUAUGUGGUCCGUGUAGGUGCGAUUUGGCCCAGGGAUACCACCCGGAUUGCAACAAAACCACCGGACAAUGCUACUGCAAAACGAACCACUACCAACCGCCCAACGAAACCGCCUGUCUCUCCUGCGACUGCUAUUCAAUCGGGAGCUUUAGUGGAGCCUGCAAUCCGUUGACGGGACAAUGUGAGUGUCGAGAGGGAGUAAUCGGGCGGAGAUGCGACUCCUGCUCCAAUCCCUACGCCGAGGUCACACUCAGCGGCUGCGAAGUGGUCUACGACGCCUGUCCUCGCUCCUUCGCCGGUGGCGUCUGGUGGCCAAGGACUCCUCUCGGCGGAGUGGCCAUCGAGGGAUGUCCGCUGCCCGCUCGAGGCAAAGGACAGCGUACCUGCGAUGCUCAGUCGGGAAGCUGGAACACACCGGACAUGUACAACUGCACUUCGGAGCCUUUCGUGGAGCUGCGACGUCAGUUGUCCCAAUUGGAGAAGCUAGAAUUGGAGCUCAACUCCUUUGUGGCGAUAAAAAUGGCGGAGCAGUUGAGAAAGGCCUGCGAGACGGUGGACAGAAGGGGUUCUGGCAAGGAUCAGAAGACCCCGGGAUCCGGACGCCCUAACAGGCGCUACAAAAUGGAAUCAUCCUUCCUGAUGAGCAACGGAGGAAACGUCUGGUCUCACGAACUUGAAAUGGACUACCUCUCCGAUGAACUGAAAUUCAGCCAUGAUCGUCUCUACGGAGCGGAUCUCCUGGUUACCGAGGGUCUCUUACAGGAGCUUAUCAACUACGAGCUCAUGCAGAGCGGCUUGAACUUGUCGCACAGUCAGGAUAAGUAUUUUAUCAAAAAUCUUGUAGAUGCGGCCAGUGUUAUUUUGGAUAGAAAAUACGAGGCGGAGUGGCGAAGGGCCACAGAACUAAUUCAGAGAGGACCCGAUGACCUGGUGGAUGCAUUCAACAAGUAUCUAGUGGUGUUAGCUCGCUCCCAGCACGAUACAUACACCAGUCCCUUCGAGAUUGUGCAGCCAAACAUGGCCCUCGGCCUGGACAUCGUCACUACGGAAUCCCUAUUUGGUUACGAGCCGGAGCAGCUGAGCGAAUACCACCGGAGCAAGUACCUCAAGCCAAAUGCCUUUACCACAGAGAGUGUGGUGCUGCCCGACACUAGUGGCUUCCUGCAACACUCGGCCCGCCAACGACCUGUGAUCAGCUUCCCCAAGUACAACAAUUACAUCUUGGAUCGGCGCAAGUUCGAUCAGCACACCAAAGUGUUAGUGCCGCUGGAGAUGCUGGGAAUCACGCCCCCGGAAAGCGAUGAGGUAUCAUCACGGAGGGGUGGUAGCCAUGACCACCGUGCCAUCGUGGCAUAUGCACAAUACAAGGAUAUUGGUCAGCUGCUGCCCGACCUGUAUGAUGAGACCAUAACCCGUCGUUGGGGUGUGGACGUCGAACUGGCUACUCCCAUUCUCUCCCUCCAGAUUUUAGUGCCGUCUAUGGAGCGGGAACAGGACACGCAACGCCUGGAGAUUCCCUCAAGAAAGAUAUCCUCAACCUCAUCCUCUUCAUCUGGCAGCGCUGAGCAACAGUUUGUGGAGGUGUUCGAUGUGCCUAAAGCUCCAACGAGCAGUAGCGAACAGCAGAUUGAGGACAUACGGAUAACAGCCCAUGAAAUUCCUCCACCAGCUAUUUCUGGAGAAAAACAGGAGGCUUCGAGUGGCGAAGAUGGUGAAGAAAGCGAGCCCCACAUUCACCUAAACCCGGACGACAUUGAGUUCCACGGAAACUCCGGCGAGGAGAUCAUAUCUCCAGACUCUCCCGAGGUGCUCAAUCCAAAUUAUGAAGGAGUAAGCUCCACAGGAAGCGAGGAGCAGUCAAAGGGAGAGAACGAAGCCGUGUACAGAGAUCGACGUUUGGUCAAGAGACAGGUAGAAAUCACAUAUCCAUCAGAGCAAAUGCAGCAGGCGGAGCAUGUGGUUUAUCGAUCCCUGGGGUCGCCUCAUCUCGCCCAACCCAUAAAGCUCCAGAUGUGGCUAGAUGUGGAUUCCGCUCGCUUCGGACCACGUUCUAACCCCCAGUGCGUGCGCUGGAACUCCUUCACCAACCAGUGGACCCGAUUGGGUUGUCAGACUGAGAUUCCUGACUUCGAUGGCGACUUCAAUCCGGCGGCACAACAAGUGAUCCUGGUGAAUUGCAGCUGCACCCACAUCUCCAGCUAUGCGGUGAUCGUGGACGUGAUUGAUCCGGAGGACAUUCCGGAACCUUCGCUCCUAGUGCAGAUCACCUCGUACUCAGCCUUUCUAGUUUCCCUUCCUCUGCUUCUGGGCGUUCUUCUGGCAUUGGCCCUUCUACGCGGCCAGCAAACCAAUUCAAACACCAUACAUCAGAACAUCGUGCUGUGCGUCUUCUGCGCCGAGCUGCUCUUCUUCGUGGGAAUGCAGUCGCGAAGACAGCUUUUGGAGAGCGAGUUCCCCUGCAAGUUGACGGCCAUCUGCCUGCACUACUUCUGGCUGGCGGCCUUCGCCUGGACAACGGUGGACUGCGUACAUCUCUACAGGAUGCUCACCGAGAUGCGGGACAUUAACCACGGACCGAUGGGCUUCUACUUCGCCAUGGGCUACGGCGCACCAGCCAUCGUCGUCGGACUUUCUGUCGGAGUUCGUGCUCACGAGUAUGGAAACAGCUUAUUCUGCUGGCUGUCAGUCUACGAACCUGUGGUGUGGUGGCUUGUGGGUCCCAUUGCGGGAAUGUCGGUGGUGAACCUGCUGAUCCUAUUUGUAUCCGUUAAAGCCGCCUUUACCCUCAAAGAUCACGUCCUCGGAUUUGGCAAUUUGCGUACCCUCCUUUGGCUGUCGGUGGUGUCGCUACCUUUGAUGGGGGUCAUGUGGGUACUGGCGGUGCUAGCCGCUUCAGAGCACUCCCAGUUGCUGAGCCUGUUGCUCUCCGGCGUAGUGCUCCUGCAUGCACUCUUCUGCCUCAUUGGAUACUGCAUCAUCAACAAGCGGGUGAGGGAGAACCUCCAGCGCACCUGUCUACGAUGCAUGGGCCGCAAGGUGCCCCUUCUAGAUUCCUCAAUGGUGGUCAGCAAUAGCUCGCACAACGUAAAUGGAGCACCGAGACCAAACAACUUCUUGGCAGGUGGAUAUGAUACCACCACGCGGCGGAAUAUAGGCAUCAGUGCUAGUAGCACUACCUCGAGAAGUACGGCCAAGACGAGUUCGAGUCCGUAUAGCGAUGGACAGCUGAGGCAGACCUCCACCUCCACCUCGAACUACAAUUCAGCCAGCGAUGCUCCCAGUUUCUUGAGGGGCUUUGAGUCCUCCACAACCGGACGGAGUCGGGGUGGCGAGGAGAAGCCAUCGCGACGCCAGAGGAAGGACUCAGACUCCGGUUCCGAAACGGACGGAAGAUCCCUGGAGUUGGCCAGUAGUCACUCCAGCGAUGAUGACGAAUCCCGAACUGCCCGGUCCUCCGGCACACAUCGCAGCACGGCCGUUAGCUCGACGCCCGCAUAUCUACCCAACAUCACGGAGCACGUGCAGGCCACCACCCCGCCGGAACUGAAUGUGGUGCAGAGUCCGCAGCUCUUCCCGAGCGUCAGUAAGCCCGUGUAUGCUCCCCGUUGGUCCAGUCAGCUGCCGGAUGGUUACCUGCAAUCUCCGCCGAACAUUGGACGAUGGUCCCAGGACACGGGGUCCGACAAUGAACAUGUUCACGGGCAGGCCAAGAUGACAAUCUCGCCAAAUCCCCUGCCCAAUCCUGAUCUCACGGACACCAGUUACUUGCAGCAGCAUCAUAACAAAAUAAACAUGCCUCCCUCGAUCCUAGAAAAUAUUCGGGAUGCACGAGACGGCUAUGAGGACAGUCUGUACGGACGAAGGGGCGAGUAUCCGGACAAGUAUGGCUCCUACAAGCCGCCCAGUCACUAUGGCAGCGAGAAGGACUAUCCCGGCGGCGGAAGUGGCUCCCAGACUAUUGGCCACAUGAGGAGUUUCCAUCCGGACGCGGCGUAUUUGAGUGACAAUAUAUACGACAAGCAGCGAACGCUGGGUAGUGGCUACUUGGGUGCCAAGUCGGAGUCGCCGUACCUCUCGAAAGAUCGCAUAACUCCCGAUAUCUAUGGGUCCAGGGAUGGUCAUUAUAGCCUAAAGAGGCAGCCUACCUAUACCACUGAUUCCCUGCACUCGGUGCACUCGCUGCUAAAGAACGAUUACCACCAGCAACAGCAACAUCAACAGCACCAGCAGCAGCAACUGCAGCAACAACAACACCAUCUGCAGGACAGGCUCUCCGAGGGUUCGGAUAAGAAUGGCUACCACUUCCCCUACACCGCCGAGGAGGACCAUCUGCCCGCCAGGAAGCUGAGCCACACGCAACCACCCUCGCUGCACGGAUCUCAGCUGAUGCAGCCACCUGGCUUGGGCCUGGUCAACGAUGUGAACAAUCCGGGAUUACUCGCAAGGCACACGAUAAACGGGGGUUCCAGACACAGUUCCAGAGCCUCCUCACCGCCCUCCAGCAUGGUGGCUCCCAUGCAACCACUGGGGCCACUGACCAGCAUCACGGAUACAGACUCAGAGGCGGAAUAUUGAUGAUGACGAGACCACAGUGUGACGACUAUCCCAGCAGCAAAAGCAGCAACAAUUAAAGCUGCAACAAAGGCAGAGGCAGCAGCAGCACCUGAAACAAUUGCAGCAGCAACGCACCAAGCAGCAGCAACAGACGCAAUACUUUGCCACCAUUAGACGCAAGCCGCAUUACAGGAUCCAUACGGAGGCUUGAGCUCCUGGCCAAAAUCCACAGCAUACUUCGUGGAGCAGCUGCCAUAGGUCCAUCAUCGAAACUUUGUACAUACCCGCACCCACUUAAUUUUACGUAAAUACAGCUUAGCAUACCUACAUUUACUCGUACGAAUAUGGGCAUAAAUAUUUAUUUAUACGAUCCCUUAGCAUUUACAUAAUUUAAAGCGCCAGUUACAGUUCGUUUGUAAUUGCAUAAUAAUCGUAUGCACACAGACACAGAAAUACUCAGCUUUAGCCUUGUGUAUGUAUUAUAAAUUAUAAUAUGUAAUUAUGUAUUAAAACAAGAGUCAGACUGAUUUUAUGCAUUUUACGUUCCGCUAUUUACUUUAAGCCCCACAAAACAUUCAGCCAGCAAGUUCAUGCACUUAGGUCCAAUUAACAUGUGUCCAGCCCCACGCCCGAUAUAGAAUCGGAAUAAAAGGGCUAUUUCGGGCUCUCAUGGCGUCAUUAGUUAGAGCAAACUGCAAGUAAACAAAUUCUAAGGUAGGAGAACGUUGUGUGCCUCGAGCUUAUUAUGCCAAAUUAGUCGAAGUCGAAGGGGAACUUGUACAUGAAAAAUAAUCAGCGAAAAGUUUGCAAUUCAUUUGCCAGCACCCGCACACGUUGCCAUUUAGUUUGGGAGUUAGUUUUAAUUGAUAGCAUUUACUAUCCGUACGAACGUUGCGAAUGUACAAUAAAAAAUCCACAUACGCGGCAAAAAUAAAAUAAAUUUUGGACACCCGCACGUAUUUAUGGGAAAUAUAGAACACAAAGGCGACACACACAAGCGCAGCAUAGACAUAUCCUGCAAUAUAUACUCGUACACAUAUAUCUGUCUAUUAUAUCGAAAUCCUGGAUGGAAAAAGCUUGCUCAAUAGUAUGAACCACGACUCAGCAAUAGCCACUCAUGUCCCUGAAAACUGUGUACAAUUUAUAAAUAAUUCAUAAGCGGAACUUACUGCAUUUGAACUCCACACAACUGCCACUCAACUGCCGACGUAAGCUACGAAUUGCGCUCGAAUGUGGCACACAUUAUAUAAUAUUUAUGUGAAUUGACUUAUUUAAUUGUAAAUUAUACAAGUACAUCAAUAUGAAUAAAAUGUGUAAAAUAUAUGGAGAAUAA